UUAAUAUGCGGCCUCUUAGUAACGACAUGCCUUAUUCAAAUUGUUUUGCAGUAUACUCUUGCCAUUGAUAUUUGGAGUAUAGGUUGCAUAUUUGCCGAGGUAUUGACAGGAAAGCCACUUUUUCCUGGUAAAAAUGUUGUUCACCAAUUGGAUUUGAUGACUGAUCUUCUUGGUACACCUUCUUUGGAUACAAUCUCUCGGGUACGGAAUGAGAAGGCUAGGAGAUACUUGAGUAAUAUGAGGAAGAAGCAUCCAGUACCUUUUUCCCAAAAGUUUCCAAAUGCAGAUCCUUUGGCCCUUAAGCUUUUAGAGAGAUUAUUGGCAUUUGAUCCAAAGGAUCGCCCCACUGCAGAAGAG
Messenger RNA from Amborella trichopoda, 357 nucleotides. The record is from RefSeq and is a predicted model, not a curated record. NCBI's taxonomy places the organism in Eukaryota, Viridiplantae, Streptophyta, Magnoliopsida, Amborellales, Amborellaceae.